AUGUCCCAUCCAAACGCCACAGCAUCCUCCUCAAAGCACAAGAAAGACAAGUCCCACAAAAAGGACAAGCACCGCGACAGCAAGGACAAGAAGGACAAGAAACACAAGCACAAGGAGGUCAAGAAGGAGGGCAAGCAUGACAAGUCGCCCUUCGAGCAUAGGAUCUCUCGGAUGCGUAUCAGUGUCCCUCCUAAAUUUGCGGGCGAUGUCAUGAUGGGCGUUAGGGAGCAGCUCGAUGGCAUGGUCAUGCGCUAUGUGCCGCAGAUGGGCGGUGUCCUCCUUGCUCAUUGGGAGCACAGCUUUGAGGACGAGACAGCGAAGAUUGUGGGCGAAUGUCCUUUCGGAGUCGUCGAGGUUGAAUUCCAUUCCGUCUUGUGGGCGCCCAAAAUCGGCCAGAAGCUUUUCGGCGCGCACUCCCUAUCAUCACCCUCUCACCUCUCUCUCCUUUUCUCCAAGACUUUCAACGUCUCCAUCCCUCUGCAACAUAUCCCUGCCGAGCUGUACGAGUUCGAGCACACAGACGAAACUGCCCCGGAAGAAGACAGCGACAGCGAAGACGAGGUUGAGUAUCUGGGAGGCAUGGGUAACCUUGCGUCCGCAGUGGAGGAGGUCGGCAGAUGGAGAGAGAAGGCGAAUGGAAAGGCGUUGGGCGGUGAUAUCAAGUUUACCGUCAUUGGUAUGCAAGUCACCAACCAGAUGCUGUCCUUGACAGGUUCUCUUCUGUCCGAUCCUUUCAACCCUCCGGCCCUUCCCGAACCUGUGGCUGCCCCCGCCCACUCCCCAUCGCCGUCUCUCUCUCCUGAACCCCAAGCCCGGCCACAGAAGAAGGCCCGCGUGAUCAACAACGCUCCCGAGCCCAAGGAAGAGGAGGUAGACACGACUGGUAUGACUCCGCGUGAACUCAAGGCCCACAGGAAGGAGCAGGAGAAGAAGAAGAGGGAUGCGAGGAAGGCGAGGAAGGGCGAUGAGCAGGGAGAAGAGGAUGAACAAACGGCCGGGACCAAGCGAAAGGCGGACGAGGACAAUGCCGAGGGGAGGAAGAAGAAGAAGGGGGGCGAGUAG
Messenger RNA from Cryptococcus wingfieldii CBS 7118, 1062 nucleotides. RefSeq names its product DNA-directed RNA polymerase I subunit RPA43. NCBI's taxonomy places the organism in Eukaryota, Fungi, Basidiomycota, Tremellomycetes, Tremellales, Cryptococcaceae. The coding region runs from base 1 to 1062 and encodes 353 amino acids. Gene Ontology annotation, cellular component: RNA polymerase I complex. The transcript has 4 exons. Gene Ontology annotation, biological process: DNA-templated transcription initiation. The record is from RefSeq and is a predicted model, not a curated record.